GGCUGUCUCCUUCCCCAAAAUUGUGUUACCCUCAAUUAGAAAAAACCUCGAGAGGGGAAAUGGAGACAGGUAACGGCACCUCACCCAACAGAUCCGAAUCCGAACCCGAUCGGCUACUCAGUUCAUGCAAGGAGCUUCUCUUACGCCGCGAAUUCACUGCCUGUCGUGACCUUGCCCGUAGGAUCCAAAGGUCCGACUCGAACAUCAGUGCUCAAGUUGACCAAAUCCUCACCAUCGCUGAGGUGCUUGGCUCCUCCACGCGCCGCCCCGGCACCACUCACCUGGACUGGUACUCCAUCCUUCAGCUCAGCCCGGCUGAGGCAGCAAACCGUGAAAACGUGCGUAAUCAGUUCAAGACACUCAUGCGCCUCCUGGAUCCCAGCAAGAAUAAUUUUCCACUGGCGGAUGACGCGUUAAUGCGUGUGCGCGAGGCUUGGUUGGUGCUCUCCGAUCCGGUCCAGCGAGCCCGGUUUGAGUGUGAGUGCCGCCGCGGUAAUGAUCACCCUGCGACGAGUUCGUUUUGGACGAUGUGCCCGUAUUGCUGGUACCUGCACGAGUAUGAGAAGAAAUACGAGGAUUGCACUUUCCGCUGUGGGAAUUGCUUGAGGACGUUUCACGGUGUGGAGGUGAAGGCGCCGGCUGCGGAGACGGUGGUGCAGGGGAAGGAUGAAUACUAUUGUUACCACUUAAGUUUGCCGCUGAGGUAUCCUCUUGAAGAAAGCCAGAGGGUGGUUUUUCAAGGCAAUGCUCAAAAGAGGUUGAGGAUAAAAACUGUGGCUAACAGGGUGCCCAUGAAAGUGUUUAUGGAGCCUAAUGGUGAGUCCGAUAUGUAAGGGUGAACACUUCAAGUUUUAAUUGUGCUGCUUCUGGGGUUGCGGUAAAAGAGUAACUUUAUGUUGUAGUUGUUAAUUAUGUGUUUUAGUUGCUAAGAAGGAAAUGGGGCAUGUCAUGCAUUGCUUGUAGUAUACAGUUUUUUGCAAUGCUGUAACUGUAAUCUGUGCAUAUUCGGAAUGAAUUCGGUAUCUUUUGCUCGAUUGUGUGUCAUACUUUUUGGUGAAAUCAAGAUCAAGAUUACUGGUGUUA
Messenger RNA from Lotus japonicus, 1083 nucleotides. RefSeq lists its product as uncharacterized. The record is from RefSeq and is a predicted model, not a curated record. Lineage: Eukaryota; Viridiplantae; Streptophyta; Magnoliopsida; Fabales; Fabaceae. The transcript has a single exon. Bases 60 to 833 code for a protein of 257 amino acids.